AUGCCUGCCAGCACAGACACGAAGCAGGAACAUAGGAGCCCUGAAAGGGAUAGAGAUGGGAGUGACGAUGAGGAAGAUGAAGAUGAGAUUCAAGAGGUCCAUAUCACUGAGGAAGAGGAGGAGGAGGACAAGGAUCCUGCUAGAGAUGGUGUGGAGUUUGAGUGGGAGUCAGGUAGCACAGAUGUGGACUCAAGUGGUUCUGCCGCGGACAUGCAUGCAGUCGUUAUGCGGAGUACGGACCGAGGACAGCGGGAAGAAGAGGCGGACUCGAUAAGCAGCAGAACCCCUUCUGGGCUGGAGUCUAACCCAGAUGAGGACCUCCAGUGGGCAGAGCGGAAUAGGCUGAGCGAAAACACCCGACUGGCCACCCGGUAUGCAGUGAGGAUCUUCAGAGAGUACCUCAGUGAAAAAGCCCAAAAUCCAGACUUUGAAACUCUGGACAAGAAUGCGCUCUGCGCUGUGCUGCGCUCUUUUUAUGCUGAGGCGCGCUCCAAAAGUGGACAGGUGUACAGCAAGUCCUCCCUCAUCAGCAUCAGAAGUUCAUUGAACCGAUACCUAAACGACCCCCCUUACUGCCGUACCUUAGACCUCACCAAAGACCCGGAGCUGCGCAGCGCCAAUCUGACCCUGGCUGCGGUGAUACGGAGGCUGGAGGAGCAAGGCGCCGGUCCCGUGGUGCAGAAACAAGCCAUCACGCGCUCAGAUCUACAGAAAUUAUACGACUCCUCUGUCUUCAACAGCGACACUCCGUUCGGACUCCUAAACAAAGUUUGGUUCGAGACUUGUAUGUAUUUCUGCACCAGGGGCAGAGAGAACCAACGGGAGCUGGAGGAGGACUCGUUCGGUUUGGCCGUGGAUGAAGAUGGGAAAAAGUUUGUCUAUUUUAAGGCUCUUGGACCGUACCACAAGUCCCGCUCCGCAGCCUGGACCAAGAAGCAUCCAGAAACAGAUGAGGAUACCUUGCCACGAAUGUACGAGACUGGUACAGAUAAGUGCCCAUAUGCAAGUUUUGUCCAGUACGUGUCCAAACGGAACCCAGUCUGCAGGGCAUUCUUUCAGCGCCCCAGGGACCACUGCUGCGCGAGCGAUGUGACGUGGUAUGAGAACAAAGCCAUCGGAAAAAACCUGUUGGGCACAAGGAUGCAGAUGUUAUCGCGCGCUGCCAAGCUCUCCAAGACUUACACUAACCACUGCAUCGGCGCCGUGUCCAUAGCAACGCUCAACAGCAUCGUGGGUGCCAAGGGCUUCAGAGUGACAACCACGCUUUACGUUGCCUCGGAGACAGCCAACGGCCACGCGCAGUCCCACUUCCGCUUGGCUAUACCGUACGUGCACCAGCUCAGCGAUGAUUCGGAUAUUCAUUCGCUUCGGAUAACAACAGACACAUCAGAAACGAAAUUUAAGCCAUCAUCACCAUCAACGGCAGCGAGGAGAGCCUGCGCCGAGGAGGAUGCAGCAGCUCCCUCUGCCAAGAAGCUGUGCACGCGCCCUGUGGAGCGCGAGAAGUCGCCAGAGGAGCGGAAGGAGAAAGAGUUAGUGCCUUUAAGGGCCGCGGAGUCUCACAUGACACCCCCGGACCUCCGAUCGUCGACACAGGACAGCCGUGGCAGCAGCAGCAUGUUGACUCACCAGCUGGCCUCCAUGUCUCCUCUGGGGUCUACAGGUAUUCCCACAUCUGCCAAGCUCACCAAGACAAAUGCACCGGUCCACAUUGACGUAGGGGGACACAUGUACACCAGUAGCCUGGCCACCCUCACCAGGUACCCAGAAUCAAGAAUCGGUCGUCUCUUUGAUGGAACGGAGCCCAUAGUGUUGGACAGCCUGAAGCAGCACUAUUUCAUCGAUCGAGAUGGCCCAAUGUUCCGCUACAUACUUAACUUUCUCCGGACCUCUAAACUCCUCAUCCCUGAGGACUUUAAAGAAUAUUCCCUGCUGUAUGAGGAGGCCACUUUCUUCCAGCUUGCUCCUCUACAGGCUGAGCUGGACCGAUGGAGGACUGAGCAGGAGUGCAAGGGGAAGUGUCAAGAGUGUGAGUGCGUCGUGGUUCACAUAGCUCCAGAGUUUGGUGAGAGGAUAAGUGUGAGCACCCACCGAGCAGUGAUAGAGGAGGUUUUUCCUGAGGUCAGAGACAUUUUGUCCAACUCUCUGAACACCAGCUGGAACCAGGACUCCAAAUGCAUCAUUCACUUCCCACUUAAUGGAUACUGCCACCUCAGCUCAGUUCAGGUAUUGGAGCGGUUACAGCAAAGUGGCUUCUGCAUCACCGGCUCGAGUGGUGGUGGGAUGGACUCUUCUCAGUUUAGUGAAUACAUUCUACGGCGGGAGGUCCCAGGCAGCCAUCACUCCACCUUUAAACCCAUCAAACAGGAAACCCUGGACUCAACUGAGGCAUCAUGAAUGCAGUGUUACAGUGAAAUGUGACUGAAUUUUACCGUCUUUGUUACUUUACACAGUUUCCAGAUUAUUAGAAAGUAUCAUCACUAAUGAAAAAAAAAAGAUUUUAUUAAGAAAACCUCCAUAAGUGCAGGGACUGAUGAGGCAUUAGAGGACAGGAAUCAUGUGUUAGCAUUUAGACACUUUUUAUAAAGAUUACUAACAAGGUGUGCUCAGCAUCAUUACAACAAAUUUUUUUCACAAUGUGACAUACUAUCAUACAUAUACAGAAAAUUUUGAAAAAAAAAAUGACAGCAUGCGCUGUUUUUAGGUUAGUCCACUGGAUUACACGUCUUUAUAACAUUAUUUAAAGUAAAACAGUCUGAUUUACACCCUGCUUUAAUGCCUCCAGAGACGUUAAAACAUGGAGCUAAUGUAGUAUAAACAGUACUGCAAAACUUAUACCAGCACUUCAGAAAGUAUGUAUGUUGCUGUAAUUUUGUAUGUUGAAUUGAAAAAAGCUGC
Messenger RNA from Melanotaenia boesemani (Boeseman's rainbowfish), 2898 nucleotides. RefSeq lists its product as uncharacterized. The record is from RefSeq and is a predicted model, not a curated record. Gene Ontology annotation, molecular function: protein binding. Bases 1 to 2397 code for a protein of 798 amino acids. NCBI's taxonomy places the organism in Eukaryota, Metazoa, Chordata, Actinopteri, Atheriniformes, Melanotaeniidae. Gene Ontology annotation, biological process: protein homooligomerization. The transcript has 5 exons.